CCAGGACCACUUCAUACAUCUUCCUAUAAGAACCCCUUUCUUCACUUAAUGCCUCUCCAAUUCAAUAUCAUCAACUUCUUCUCAUUUCAGCUAAAAAUCCCAACUUUUUUCUCUUAGCUUCAAAAGACAGAAACAAAGAUCAAGAAAAUGAAGAUGAUGAGCCAUGGCAGCAGUGGCAUUAGAGGAUCCAAGAGAAGGAUAGCAAGCAAAGGACUUGGAGGAGUGUUGAGACAGCAAAGAGCUAGACUUUACAUCAUUAGAAGAUGUGUAGUCAUGCUCCUCUGCUGGCAUGAAUGAACACUCAUGAUCAAUAUCUUAACUAGAUAAUUAAUCUCUCUCUUCUUAUGAUUAGUGUCUUAAUCUUCAAUCUUCUUCAAGUGUAAAUAGUAGUGAUUAGCUAUUGAUGAUAAGGGCUUGCUGAGGAUAGUUCCAUACAUCCUCUGAGAGUUCACAAUUUUGUAACAAUUAGCCUAAUGGGCUGGCCAAGUAGGCUGCUUUGUAAAGUGGAGAGUUCCUAAUGAAGUUAUAUUUGAAUCUA
Molecule: messenger RNA, 538 nt
Organism: Daucus carota subsp. sativus
Lineage: Eukaryota; Viridiplantae; Streptophyta; Magnoliopsida; Apiales; Apiaceae
Product: small polypeptide DEVIL 4
Exons: 1
Coding region: 148-297 (49 amino acids)
Biological process (GO): negative regulation of cell population proliferation
Source: RefSeq, a predicted model, not a curated record